UCUUUUCUGGAAAGGACUCUUAAAACAUACCAAAAUAUGAAAAGAAUCUCUAAUCUUUUUUUCUCUACCUGCACACACUUACUGCACAACAAAGAGCUGCUCAGGUACCUCGAGGAGAGCAAGUUUGACGCUGUCUUCACAGAUCCUAUAAUACCCUGCGGGCAGAUACUGGCCGAGCAUCUUUCACUCCCUUCUGUGUUCUUUUUUCACCAAAUGCCAUGUGGUUUGGAUUUUGAAGGCACUCAGUGUCCCAAUCCCCCUUCUUACGUCCCCAGGGUAUUCACAGGCCAUACAGACCACAUGAACUUCCUCCAGCGGGUGAAGAACCUAAUCCUUGACAUCCCAAAUAAUUUCCUCUGUCAUUUUGUCAACCCUCCACAACUGGCUUCUGGGUUCCUCCAGCGGGACGUGACUGUGCCAGAUCUCUUACGCCACGGCUCUGUUUGGCUCGCAAAGCUCGACUUUGUUUUACACUAUCCAAGACCUUUGAUGCCCAACAUGAUUUUCAUUGGAGGAGUAAACUGCGCUCACAAGAAGCUUCCUCAGGUGGGUGAUGCUCUG
Antrostomus carolinensis (chuck-will's-widow) is the source of this 561-nucleotide messenger RNA. Its product is annotated as UDP-glucuronosyltransferase 1-1-like. Lineage: Eukaryota; Metazoa; Chordata; Aves; Caprimulgiformes; Caprimulgidae. The record is from RefSeq and is a predicted model, not a curated record. Gene Ontology annotation, molecular function: UDP-glycosyltransferase activity.